Messenger RNA from Aspergillus niger, 1049 nucleotides. RefSeq lists its product as hypothetical. The annotation marks the transcript as partial. The transcript has 6 exons. NCBI's taxonomy places the organism in Eukaryota, Fungi, Ascomycota, Eurotiomycetes, Eurotiales, Aspergillaceae. The record is from RefSeq and is a predicted model, not a curated record.
AUGGAGAAAAGGGAGAAAAGGAGAGGAAGCGAUCGUUACGCUAGCGACAACGAUAUGGAUGGUCAUUCUCCAACCUGUUCGGGUUCGAGACCCCGAAGUCAGCUCGCCGCCCCGAACGCAGAAAACGAGACGCGUCCGGAAGUGGCCCAAGAUGAGACACAGAUUAAUGCUCAGCCGCCAACUAUUAUUGAUCAUCGGGCGGUACGAGAUGGUGGUGUGAAUGUUGUCUUGGAUCAAGCGGCGCACCCCCCUCCAUUGUUAGUUUCAGGACUACUCCGUACUGCCGCGGAUAUCUGCGCAAAUGUGGGUGAUAUCAAACCAUGGAUGAUAGGGUUCCUUCUUUCGGCAAAAGUCAAUGAUAGUAAUAAAGGACGUACACGAGCAGCUGACAGGAUGUACAGAAAAGAAAAAAAAGCCAAAUCAACAGCCGCCUGCGCCUGCAUGGGUCCUUGGCCGACGGCGCCCUAUCAUCUCGAAAUCGAGUCAUCACAGUGGUUGCAAACCGGUGGCGGAAACAACGAAUGGGCCAGAUCGGAUUUCAUUGCUGGAGACUGGCUAAAAGGAAGUACUUUUCUCUGGGCUCGUAGAAGAACACAGAAACGGUGCGCCCAAUUUCAUGGUUCGGACCAUACACGGAACAUUACGGCCGGGCGGAGUAUGACGGCAGAGAAGGGGGUAGAGGAACCUGGAAGAGGUGCAGGCGAGAGUUGGUGGUGCGGCCUCGCGGAUUGGACGGGUGGUCUGCAUGUGGGUAAUUACUACAACCAUCUGGUAAAAGUGGUUAUGACUCUCACUAGAAUACUACCACCACUAUGGGCUACUCACCUCAUCCAUCGCCCCGGGGGGCGGUGGAUAAGGUAUGGUAUGUUACUAUGUGGCACUGUCCGCAGCAACACCUUUGCUCCAACUCUCCAGGCUCAAACCCAUCCUGAGUGGAAAGGCUUAGGCCCACAGCGAUUGGCUGCGUGUUUACAGAUCGAUGGAGCCCGGCCAUUAGCUUCUCUUCCGAUGAUUGGUCUCUCAGUUCAUUACGCCUCUACUGGAUCGUU